Leptopilina boulardi is the source of this 1523-nucleotide messenger RNA. Its product is annotated as zinc finger C4H2 domain-containing protein. Gene Ontology annotation, biological process: positive regulation of neuron differentiation. The record is from RefSeq and is a predicted model, not a curated record. The transcript is spliced from 5 exons. The coding region runs from base 276 to 1028 and encodes 250 amino acids. Lineage: Eukaryota; Metazoa; Arthropoda; Insecta; Hymenoptera; Figitidae. Gene Ontology annotation, cellular component: nucleus.
AAACUCACACAUUAACACAUGCUCAUAAAACACCUUUUUUUUCAUGUAUCACGACUAUAGACGCUUCCUUUCUUUUUUCGAAAAAUAUUGUCAAAUUCAAUUUGCUUUUGACUUUCUCAUAAGUCAAAUUAAACAAAUAACAAUAAUUAAAAGUGAAAUACGGUGAAUUUAAUGUUUAAACGACGAAUAAUAAAAUAUUCGAAAUAAUCGAAUUUUUUUUGUAACUCUUUUUUGGAGUCAUCACUUGUCAAAAUUUAUUGACCAUAACCUCAACAAUGACAACGGAAGCGACAGUUCUUUUUGCAAAGCUAGAAGCUUUAAAAGACAUAAGAUCAAAAACUGUUCAAUUAGAAAAAGUAAAGCAAAGAAUUGUUCAGGAAGUUGAACAAACAGAACAAGAGGACAAAUGUUUAUUUGAAUAUAAACAAGAAAUGAAUUUAUUGAUGCAAGAAAAAAUGGCACAUGUCGAAGAACUUCGACAAAUUCACGCUGAUAUAAACACGAUGGAAACUGUGAUAAAACAAGCCGAAGAAUCGCGAAACAGAUCAAGAGAAACGGCAAAAAUGAUUCACAUAAACGAUUAUCAACCUUUGAAACACGAUAUUGAUCGUAUGAGAAGAGAUUAUUUAGGUCUUGAGAGAUUGCCGGAAUUAUGCGAAGUUGAAUCCGAUCUUAUUUCUUCCGAUUAUUUCGAUCGUCCCGUACAAAAAUCUGAAUGGCGAAUGGACAUUCGCAAUGAGGAAAUUAUGUCUUCCGUGAAUAUUCAUGGACAUCCGGGUCAUCCUGGUGGAAAUACAUUUCUUGCUCCGCAGCCACUUCAAGGAUCAAGUAAAAUUGAACAGAGGCCACUACCUCCUGCUCCUUGUCCACCUCCAGGGCCCACAUUCAGGUAUUCCUGGCAACAACCACCGCCAAUGAAAUCGUGUCUCUCCUGUCAUCAGCAAAUUCACAGAAAUGCGCCAAUUUGUCCUCUUUGUAAAGCAAAAUCACGCUCACGAAAUCCCAAAAAGCCAAAGAAGAAAGACUAAACCCAGAAAAAAAAAUAAUUGAAAACUAUGUGUUCGAUAUCCCGGUUUUUUUUUAAAUUCAAUUUAAAAUGCAAUACACAAUGUAAACGGUAUUUAUAGAAUAUUAUAAAAAAUUCCAAUUCAUUACAAAAAAAAAAAUUUAUAUAUAGAAUUUAGAAAAAGAGAAAAAAUCUUCCAAGACUGUUUUAAUUACUAAUCGUAUUUUAAUCGCCAUAAACAUAAAUUACUUUCUUAUUGUAAUUAAGAUUUUUAAAAUCUUCCAUAUUACUUGGUAUUUUAGAUAAUAAUUAAAAAUAAGUAAUUUUUAAGUUAUACUUACAUUAAAAAUUUCAAUGAUGAUUUAACUAUAUAUAUAUAUAUAGUUAUAAUAGUUAUUAAUUCUUGAAUUGUUAUUAUUUAAGAUUAGAAUUUAUAUAAUUAGUAAAUUAAAAGAAAAAAAUGUGUUUUUUUGUACUGCUUUAGUUUUGUCUGAAAAAAAUUUUAACCGACUUUUUU